GUCCGAUCUGAAAACCGAAAGAGAAAUACCGCGAACGUUGCACAGUACGAGGCAUAGCGAAACGAAUCGAACGAAUAGAACUUUUUGGUGGAAGCGAUUUUUUAUUUGUAUAUCGCCCAAAGUGGUUCAUUAAUUGAGCGGAACAAGUGCAGUGAAUUGAUAUGUGUCUUCACAAGAUGGGACAGCGCGUAACCGGAUUGAGCGAUCAGCUGUUCGGUGAGCGGGUCCUGGUUGAGUUCUCCGCAGUGCAGAGGCAAGAAGAGGCCUGCAGCGGGAGAAUGCCGGAGAAAGUGCAACCGGAAGUGCAGUCGAAGGUUGAGGAGGAAGUGCUCUAUCGGGAUGUCCUGGUUGGUGCCACGCAAGCCACGCGGCAGUUGUUCGAUUGCUGCAAGGAGCUGGCAGUGCAAUGCCGCAGGAGUACCGCUUACAAAAUCCUCACCCAUACCACGCAACCAUCGCAUGCGAUCUCGAUGCUGUUCGUCUCCUUCAUUCUGCUAGUGCUGUGGCCCAACUUAGUAGGGCAACCGUCGGUCGCAGGCAAUGCAGUAACUACCCCUACCUCUACCUGCCCCGAGAUACAAACCCGCGCCCAUGUGCUCGUAUCGUUGGCCUACUUCGGUUCCUUCGCCAUGCACUUCGGUGCCCAGAUGUGGAUGACCUUCGUGUCCGGCCUGGCGCUCUACUUCAACCUGCCGCGACAUACCUUCGGCCGGGUUCAGGAGAUCCUCUUCCCCAAGUACUUCUCCAUGGGAACCGCCCUGAGCGUCGUGACCCUGCUGACCUUCAUCAAGAUGCAGCAGACAGCGCACCCGGAGCUCCGCACCACCGCCUUGACCAGCUGGGACCCUCUGGUCGUGCUUCAGCUCGGCAGCUUGGCCCUUUGCGCCGCGCUUGAGCUCGUCGUAUGGCUCUACAUGGCUCCACCGAUGCUUCGCUUGAUGCAUCAAAAGUAUCACUUCGAGUCGAGCGAAACCGUCGGCCAGGAGGUCGGCCGCUUCAGCGGAGCCGAGAACCCACAGCUGCGCAGCUCCAACCACUACCAGAGCGUGCACAAGCGCUUCCGGAAGAUCCACAUGGCGACGGCCAUGGUCAACAUGGUGUCCCUGCUGUGCACCUUUGUUCAUCUGCACUAUCUGGCAUCGCGAGUUCAGCUGCUGUAAGUGGGGACGGCCAUUUUGUUUUCGGUGCCAGCCUCCCCCUCCCGAUGGUUGUGUUCUGUGAUAUUUGGGACGAGUGUGAGCGAGAGAUGGAACGAGUGCGUGUUGCUACGCAGCAGUCGAAAGCCAAAGUAUUAUUGCGGAAAAAUUCCAACCCCGGAGUGACGGAGAAGGAGAAAGAGAAAAGAGACAGACAGAGAGAGAGAGUGAGAGUAGCAGUAUUAAGGUGUUAUUUUCCUUUGUGUUUUAGCGAUUAGUAUGCGCGAAAUCGAGGAUAGUUGGAUCGAAAAGAAAAUCAGAGAAUCUAGUCGUUUUUAAUCCCCCUGCUGGGCAGAGUAAAAGAAAUUGUUCAAACUGAAGUCGGUUUGGUUCACGGUUCAGUAGACUACUUCAGAUCCUGCGCAGUCGACGAAGCCAAGUCGACUGUCUUUAGUAAAAAAAAAACAAACAAAAAAGCACUGAAUUUUUGGAGAUUAUUGCAAAACUGUAGUUCCCUUUAGUUUAAUUAGAUGUUAAGGACUAAUGUCAAGUUAUUUAUUGCAAUAUUCGAAAAUAUUCAUUCGUCUAUCAGGAACGAUCUAUCCGAGUGAGCAAACAGGGAGGUCUACUGCGUACGGCAGUAGACCAUUGCGGGAAUCCAGAUCUGAAGUAGUGUUCCUUAGAAUGUAUACGUAGUUAGAAUAUUCAAAUCACAAAUUGCCAUACGAAUAAAGCGCAAAUAUUUAUUGUUACG
Ochlerotatus camptorhynchus is the source of this 1890-nucleotide messenger RNA. Its product is annotated as transmembrane protein 205-like. NCBI's taxonomy places the organism in Eukaryota, Metazoa, Arthropoda, Insecta, Diptera, Culicidae. The record is from RefSeq and is a predicted model, not a curated record. The transcript is spliced from 2 exons. Bases 162 to 1160 code for a protein of 332 amino acids.